GGUAUUCGUAUUUCUCGGAACUUGGUUGAAAACGAUAUGUUUAAAUAUUGCAUUUUCGGUUUGUUACGAUUCUUGCCAUUACACGAAGUCAAGGAGCAACGAGAAUGAGGGUUAUAGGAUUUUACCUCCCAUUCUUCGUAUCAGUAGUGCCAACUCUCGCAACAGUUGCCAGCACUAUCACACCGAGACAAUCCAGUGCCAUAGUGACAGAGGGAUCAAGUUUUCUCUUCGAAUGGGAUUUCUCUCUUCAGAAUGAGGACAAAAAGAACCUGGAAGAGUUCAUUUUUGGCCUUUGGGAGAAUGGAUAUACCACCCAUUAUCUUAUGACGGUAACCAAGCAGGGACAAGUGAUCCAUAAUCCUUACCUAAGCAAGACACACCCUAGUUACGUCGGACGAGUAACUUGGGCAGGAGACAUAUUGCAGUCGUACUUGGCCUACAGGUUGGUAAACCUGACACUCUCCGAUAGCAACUCAUAUGGAUGUCAAGUUUACGUGGGAGGUUUCCGACGAACAAUUCAUUCUAAGAUCACCUUAAAUGUCCAGACGAUAAAUGCUUCAAAGACACCUAAACUGAGUGUCUCUCCCACAGGGGGCCAUACUCCCAUUGCUAUGUCGAAUAAAUCUGUUCCAUUAUCAAAAGGAAGACCUCCAGAGGUAGUAAGGCUUCCUUUUGACGACAUGUCGAUCAACGACACGAGAUUUUCAUGCACCUGGGAAUACCCGAAGGACGAAAAUGGAGACAACGUUACUAUGUUUACUGUUUGGUAUCGACCAUUAGCUCAGAAAAAGUGGAUUACAGUGAAUGUGACUCAAAACAGAUACUCAGUCAGACUUAACUGCUGCAUGACGUACGAGAUUAUGGUGACAGCUUGGAAUAGGAAGGGUCAGAGCUCUACUGAUCCUAGAAAUGCAGCUAGGGUCACAGUCAUCAGAGAAACGACUGUCCCAACUAGUGUCUCAGAAAAUGCAACCGCGGGAAGUGUAUCAACUUCAAAUUCAAACAUCUUGGUGUCACAUGGGACAGUCGGCUCCGCAAAGUCAAAGUGGGAAAUGGGGUUCGAAUACUUACCUUACCUGUCACUUCUUGCGAUUCCCACUGUUAUUUGCAUUUGCCGUGUGACUUCCAAGCUCCGAAAGAGAACUCGAGUAAAUAUGAUACGUUUAAACGGAAAUGACCCAGAAGAGUCUGACAAUGAAACUGUAGAACCUGAAGCAGUGCCAAUGGCUCCUGUCCUGUUAUGGGAGGUUGCAAGAAAAAACUUGGCGAUUGAAAGAGUGGUUGGUCAUGGUGCGUUUGGAGUGGUCUCCAAAGCGUACCUUCUGGAUCUGCCAGGCAUCCCAGACUGGACAGUUGUGGCAGUAAAAAGCUUACAAGAAGGUGCGACGGAAAGUGAAAGAAAAGAUCUGUUGUCUGAACUAAACCUCUUAAAGAAGCUGAAGCCUCACCCGCAUGUAAUAAAACUAUUGGGUUGCAUCACAGAAGGAAAAGAUUAUUCAUAGAGACCUAGCGGCAAGGAAUGUAUUGGUUGGUGAAAAUCACAGAUGUAAGAUUACAGACUUUGGAAUGGCUCGCGAUGCUGAUUCGGAAGACAUUUAUAUACGCAGCAGUCAGGGCCGAGUUCCUGUUAAAUGGACAGCAAUUGAAGCAAUUACUGGAAGGAUGAAAUACUCAACAAAAAGCGAUGUGUGGAGUUUUGGAAUCGUUCUAUAUGAGAUUUGCACCAUUGGCGCUGAACCUUAUCCAGAAACAAGUCCGUAUGAUAUUCCAAGAGUAUUACAAGAAGGAUACAGGAUUCCAAAACCAGAGUAUUUUAAGGAUGAGUUAUAUGAUGUCAUGUUGAGUUGUUGGGAAACAGAGCCAGAAAGAAGACCAUCAUUCGAGCUCUUGUGCUCUUCCAUCCGAGGAUUAGAAAACUGUUCUAAUCAGAAUUACGUCAACAUACAAAACUGCCUUGAGACUCACCAAGGUGAGAGUAGCGCAUAAAAUUAUUUUACAUACCACUGAAUAUCAAGAGAAAAUGAACUGAGAUGUAUAUGGAGGAUGUCGGUUGUCUCGCGCCCACCAGCGAGUCACAUUUGGUACCAAGCAAAGAACCUCCUUACACAGAGAAAUAUAAUCCUGAUUAUGUACAAAAGUUAAUUCCGUCUGGAGGAUCAUACCAGAUCGACUGACAAAACUCAAUGACAUGAAUGUCCCAAAAGCCAGAAGAGUGUUGUAGAUAAAUACCUACACGUUAAAUGUUACAAAGGGAAGUUGCGUUUAAUUUAUUUGCCAGAUGGACGUCUAUUAAUAUGUAAAGAUUUGUAGAUACAUAUGUGCGUGUGAUUCUACUAAAAUAAAGAAUUAAUACAAUAUCUAAGUACAAAGCAUAACAAUAACAACAACAGCAACAACGACAGAAAACUAAAACAAAAGAAACGAACUUAUAAUUGUGUCGUCACCAGGACCGGCAGUUAAACUCUUACAUAAAGCAUCAAGGCGCUGAAAAAACCUAAUGAAGCGACUGACUUAGUAGGGAUCAGUUAGCAAUGAAAAUUUUCCAACGGAAACAACGAGCAUACUGGCGAAAAUACAUAGCUGUCGGCGUCACCCAAUACUUACAUAACCUCACGCAAAAACGCGAACUAAUUCGAAUAGCAUAGGAUAUAUUUUGUCUGAUUUUCCUCAGAGCAAGUGGCAAGGGACUACCGACUUACUUGUGGAAGUCGUUUCACUUCCCUGAGUGAGGGCUUAGAACAAGUUAAAACAUAGAUCCAUAGGCGUUUCUAACAGUUCAGUCUGAUUUUGAGUACAAUUUAAACCAAGGGAACAAUUUUGCCUUUCUUUAUCAUUGUUUGAUAAUCACCCGAAAGAAGCAAAUAAAGACUAGAGUCUGUCCUAAAAAUUAAUAACUAUAAUAAUAACAAUAAUUAUAACGAAUAUUAAUAUUAUGUUAGACCAAAUUAUCAUUACUAUCAGUGAUAAGAUGGCAGGCGAAUCGAUAUUCUAUGACAUGCAUAAUCCGCUUAGAAAUAUAAAUAUUUAUGAUGCGCCUAUGAAAUAAAAGGAAUAAACU
Molecule: messenger RNA, 3058 nt
Organism: Stylophora pistillata
Lineage: Eukaryota; Metazoa; Cnidaria; Anthozoa; Scleractinia; Pocilloporidae
Product: fibroblast growth factor receptor 3
Biological process (GO): multicellular organism development; cell surface receptor protein tyrosine kinase signaling pathway; positive regulation of kinase activity
Cellular component (GO): plasma membrane; signaling receptor complex
Molecular function (GO): protein binding; transmembrane receptor protein tyrosine kinase activity; ATP binding
Source: RefSeq, a predicted model, not a curated record